Rotaria sordida is the source of this 255-nucleotide messenger RNA. Lineage: Eukaryota; Metazoa; Rotifera; Eurotatoria; Philodinida; Philodinidae. The record is from the annotation of a GenBank genome assembly.
AUGCUUCGACAAACUAGCCUAUGGGACUUAGCUUGGUUUGCAUCGUCAAGAGAUGACGAUGAAGAACAAUCAGCUAUUCAUGUGAAUAAUGGAAAAAUCAUUCAUGAUGAUCACCAAAAUAUAAAAAUUGAUAAAUAUAUAAUUCAAUAUUUGAAUUCAAAAGAUAAUUUAUUUCUACAAUUUUUAUUAUUAAAUGUUUCAAUACGAAUAAUAUUUAUUAUAUUAUGCUUAUUCAUUAUUUCAACUACCUAUUAA